Arachis stenosperma is the source of this 2115-nucleotide messenger RNA. RefSeq lists its product as uncharacterized. Lineage: Eukaryota; Viridiplantae; Streptophyta; Magnoliopsida; Fabales; Fabaceae. The transcript has a single exon. Bases 1 to 2115 code for a protein of 704 amino acids. The record is from RefSeq and is a predicted model, not a curated record.
AUGGCAGAUGUUCCUCCCCCUACCCCGUCCGAGCUUCUGAGGAUGGUGACCGAGCUUCAACAAGCAAACCAACGGAUGGCGGAGGACAAUCAGUGCAUGCAAAAUCAAAUCGCGCAACUAGAACAUGCUCGUCUGGAGCAUAAUAACAACAACCGCGAACAGCACGGGAACGAUGAACGGCAGUCGCUGCCAACUCACGUCUCUGACACACCACAGUAUAGGAAUGACGAAGAGCAACAGAAUGAAGAGACCCAACCUGAAGAUGAGGGAGAAAACCCCGACAACUCUGUAAGACCGUUCACAGCCGAGAUAAUGAACUUCCAGCUACCCAGACAGUUCACUUUACCGACCACAUUAACCCCAUAUGACGGGCUGGGAGAUCCUAAACAACAUGUUAAAAAAUUCCGAUCAAUCAUGAUUGUCAACGGUGCCUCUAAUGCUAUUUUAUGCCGAUGUUUUCCUUCUUUUUUAGAUGGUCCUGCACUUGACUGGUUUUGUUCUUUGCCUGCAGAUUCCAUCUCACGUUUCCAGGAGCUAGCCAAACAGUUUGAGGAUCAUUUUGCAGCCUCGGCGAUAUAUCUCCACGACUCUGACUACCUAACGACCAUCAAGCAGGGUCCACAGGAAAGUCUAAAGGAUUAUAUAACUCGGUUCACUAAGGUCGCCAUGAGUAUUCCGGACCUCCAUCCUGAAGUGCAUCUUCACGCCAUUAAAAGUGGCCUUCGUCCAGGAAAAUUCCAGGAAACUAUCGCGGUAGCUAAGCCAAAAACUCUAGCCGAGUUCUGCGAAAAAGCCAAGGGACAGAUAGAUAUCGAAGAGCUUCGCCAGGCACGGAAGUCAGAGAAGUCCGUCCCUAAAGAUGACGAAAGAGCUCGGGAUACCAAGAAGGGUUUCAAACCGGUCCCCCGUUACGAAUCAUAUACCCAGUUUAAUACCAAGAGGGAUGAUAUCAUUAAGGAAAUUCUGAAUUCAAAAUUGAUUAAACCUCCCCGCAAGGCGGAAAAUUACCCCGAGCCCAAAAACAUUGACAAAUCAAAAUAUUGCACCUUUCACCAGAAGCAUGGUCACACAACUGAUGAGUGUGUGAUUGCUAAGGACCUCCUGGAACGCUUGGCUCGACAAGGCCAUCUCGAUAAAUUCAUCGCAGGUCAUAUGCAGAAAAGAACGGUAUCCAACUCAGAACAACCCUCAACAGGCCAGUCAUCAAAAGAAAAGGAUAAGGCCCCAGCUCAACCACGGGGAGUAAUCAAUUGUAUUUCAGGAGGCUAUGCCGGUGGGGGAAGUACCAGCUCAGCCAGAAAACGAACGUACCGAGCUAUGUUAACGGUCGGAGACGUUGACCAAAGCUCGGAACCAAUCCCAGACAUUCCCGAGCUGACAUUUCGUCCUACCGACUUCAAUUCCAGACACACAAACUACGACGACCCUGUAGUCGUCUCUAUCCAACUAGGAGACCUUAUUGUUCGGAAAGCAUUGCUUGAUCCAGGGAGUAGUGCUGAUGUACUUUUUUUUGCAACAUUUCAAAAAAUGAAAUUGAGUACUAACAUUUUGCAGCCAUAUUCAGGAGACCUGGUCGGAUUCUCAGGAGAGCGAGUCCCCGUCCUAGGGUCUGCAUGGUUGCAGACUACACUAGGCGAACAGCCAUUAUCUAGAACACAGGACAUUCAGUACCUCAUCGUAGACUGUUUCAACCCUUAUAAUGUUAUCUUAGGGAGACCUUUUUUAAACAAAUUUGCUGCUAUUGUUUCUACAUAUCACCUCUGUGUCAAGUUUCCUGUGCAGGAUAAUAGGGUUGCAACCAUACAUGGCGACCUCCAAGAAGCUCGGCAAUGCUACAACAUAAGUCUGAAACCUAUCAAGAGAAACACCGAAACUCGGAUCAACUCAAUACAAUCCGAGCAACCAAUCUUGGCAGAAUUAGACCCAAGGGCCGACUUUCAGGAACGUCCCAUGCCUAAUGAAGAUCUUCAAAAGGUCGCCUUAACCGACGAUCCAUCAAAGUUCACAUUCAUCGGAACAUCAAUGGACGACGAGGCUAGGAUAAAGGUGACUAAUUUCUUACAUGCAAACGCCGACCUCUUCGCAUGGACUUCAGGAGACAUGCCGGGGGAUUAG